Gekko japonicus is the source of this 6489-nucleotide messenger RNA. RefSeq lists its product as uncharacterized. Bases 40 to 6489 code for a protein of 2149 amino acids. Gene Ontology annotation, molecular function: DNA-binding transcription factor activity; RNA polymerase II cis-regulatory region sequence-specific DNA binding. The transcript has 17 exons. Gene Ontology annotation, biological process: regulation of transcription by RNA polymerase II. The record is from RefSeq and is a predicted model, not a curated record. Lineage: Eukaryota; Metazoa; Chordata; Lepidosauria; Squamata; Gekkonidae.
CAUUCAGGAGUGACACCGCUUAUCUUUUCCAAGAGCAGAAUGACAUUCUUCAGUGGAAGAAAGGGCAGUGUAUGUUUUCCAAACCACAUGAUAAUGAAGGCAUGGAAAUGCUGUUACUGUGGAAAGGACUUCAGAUACAGACCACAGCUUCUUGUCCACCAAAAAAUACACGCAGCACAGAAGCUUUUUGAAUGUUCAGAGUGCGGAAAGAAAUUCAGUAUGAAUUCCAGUCUACAAAAGCACCGAAGAACGCACUCAGGGGAGAAACGUUUUGAAUGCUCAGAGUGUGGAAAGACGUUCAGUCGGAGUGACACUCUUCAACAGCAUCAAAGAACCCACACAGGGGAGAAACGUUUUGAAUGUUCAGAGUGUGGAAAGAGAUUCAGUCAGAAUAGCACUCUUCAACUGCAUCUAAGAACCCACACAGGGGAGAGACCUUUUCAGUGCUCAGAGUGUGGAAAGAGAUUCAGUCUGAGUUCCACUCUUCAAAAGCAUGAAAGAACCCACACAGGGGAGAAACCUUUUGAAUGUUCAGAGUGUGGAAAGAGAUUCAGUAGGAACGAUAGUUUUCAACAGCAUCAAAGAACUCACACUGGGGAUAAACCUUUUGACUGCUCAGAGUGUGGAAAGAAAUUCAGUCUGAGUUCCAGUCUUCAAAUCCAUCUAAGAACCCACACAGGGGAGAAACCUUUUGAAUGCUCAGAGUGUGGAAAGAGAUUCAGUAGCAGUUACAAUCUUCAAGGGCAUCAAAGAACCCACAAAGGGGAGAAACCUUUUGAAUGCUCAGAUUGUGGAAAGAGAUUCAGUUUGAAUAGUAGUCUUCAACAGCAUCAGAUAACCCACACAGGGGAGAAAUAUUUUGAAUGCUCAGAGUGUGGAAAGAAAUUCAGUUUGACUUCCAGUCUUCAAAAGCAUCUAAGAACCCACACAGGGGAGAAACCAUUUGCAUGCUCAGAGUGUGGAAAGAGAUUCAGUCAGAAUGGCAAUCUUUACAAGCAUCAAAGAAUCCACACAGGGGAGAAACCUUUUGAAUGCUCAGAGUGUGGGAAAACAUUCAGUUUGAAUUCCAAUCUUCAACAGCAUCAAAGAACCCACACAGGGGAGAAACCUUUUGAAUGCUCAGAGUGUGGAAAGAGAUUCAGUGUGAACUGCAGUCUUCAACAGCAUCAAAGAACACACACAGGGGAGAAAGCUUAUGAAUGCUCAGAGUGUGGAAAGAAAUUCAGUCUGAGUUCCAGUCUUCAAAAGCAUCUGAGAACCCACACAGGAGAGAAACCUUUCGAAUGCUUAGCGUGUGGAAAGAGAUUCAGUGAGAGGUCUAGCCAGAGCAGACAUCAAAGAACUCACAGAGGGGAGAAACCUUUUGAGUGCUCCGAGUGUGGAAAGAGGUUCAGUCAGAGUGGCAAUCUUCAAAAGCACCAAAGAAUCCACACAGGGGAGAAACCUUUUGAAUGCUCAGAUUGUGGAAAGAGAUUUAGUCAGAGUGACAGCCUUCAAAAGCAUCACAGAACCCACACAGGGGAGAAACCUUUUGAAUGCUCAGAGUGUGGAAAGAGAUUUAGUCGGAGUGACAGUCUUCAACGGCAUCAAAGACCCCAGACAGGGGAGAAAGCUUUUGAAUGCUCAGAGUGUGGAAAGAGUUUUUGUCAGAGUGACAGUCUACAAAAGCAUAAAAAAACCCACACAGGGGAGAAAUCUUUUGAAUGCUCAGAGUGUGGAAAGCAAUUCAGUCAUAGUGGCAGUCUUCAAAAGCACCAAAGAACCCACACCGGGGAGAAACCUUUUGAAUGUUCAGAGUGUGGGAAAAGAUUCCAUCAGUAUAGCUGUCUUCAAAUGCAUCAAGGAGUCCACACAGGGGAGAAACCUUUUGAAUGCUUAGAGUGUGGGAAAGGAUUCGUUCGGAGUAGUCGUCUUCAAGGGCAUCAAAGAAUCCACACAGGGGAGCAACCUUUUGAAUGUUCAGAGUGUGGAAACCGAUUCAGUCAGAGUGGCACUCUUCAACAGCAUCAAAGAAUCCACAGAGGGGAGAAACCUUUUGAAUGCUCAGAGUGUGGUAGGAGAUUCAGUCUGAGUUCCAGUCUGCAAAAGCAUCAAAGAACCCACACAGGGGAAAAACCUUUUGAAUGUUCAGAGUGUGGUAGGAGAUUUAGUCUGAGUUCCAGUCUUCAAAAGCAUCAAAGAACCCACACAGGGGAGAAACCUUUUGAAUGCUCAGAGUGUGGUAGGAGAUUCAGUCUGAGUUCCAGUCUGCAAAAGCAUCAAAGAACCCACACAGGGGAGAAACCUUUUGAAUGCUCAGAGUGUGGUAGGAGAUUCAGUCUGAGUUCCAGUCUGCAAAAGCAUCAAAGAACCCACACAGGGGAGAAACCUUUUGAAUGCUCAGAGUGUGGUAGGAGAUUCAGUCUGAGUUCCAGUCUGCAAAAGCAUCAAAGAACCCACACAGGGGAGAAACCUUUUGAAUGCUCAGAGUGUGGUAGGAGAUUCAGUCUGAGUUCCAGUCUGCAAAAGCAUCAAAGAACCCACACAGGGGAGAAACCUUUUGAGCACUCAGAGCCUGGGACCAGCAGAGUGAAGGAAAGCCACGUGCCCCGGUUUGCUUCCAAGCAGACUGAACUCCAUUCUCACCACCCUAAUAAGGCGGAGGUGGCCCAGCAGAAGGGGGAGGAGAUGGAACAGCAGGACCCAGAAGGACCAGGAACUGGCAAGAGAGCAAGGAAAGACCCCCCUCCCAUCCCGGCGGGGAGUGGUGCUGAACUCUGGGAGAGAGCGGUGCCAGAGGUCCUGCCUCAGGAGACGGGGAUCCCAGAGGAGCAUCGGCAGCGUUUCCGGCAGUUCGGCUACCAGGAGGCUGCCGGGCCCCGAGAGUUCCUGGCCGUCCUGCCCAAGGAAAUGCAGCGCUGGGUUAGAGGAUGCGGGCCGGAGACCAGUUCCCAGGCGGUGUCCCUGGCCGAGGGCUUCAUCCUGAGUCGGGCAGAGGACAAGCGGCAGGCAGAGCAGAUGUGGGGACCGGCUGUGAAGACGGAAGUGAAGUUCUCUGAGGAGGAAGGACCUCCUUUGGAGGAGGAGCCGAAGGUGCAGGCCCAUACCCAAGAUGCCCUCUCACAUGAAGGCAUGGAUGUGCGAGAGACUACAGUGGAGACGGACGAAGGGCUGGAGAUUGUCUCAAGAGGGUCUCAACAGACUAUUUCCUUCCCGAGUGAACUGGCCGCGACACAGAAGCUUUUUGAAUGCUCAGAGUGUGGAAAGAAAUUCAGAAUGAAUUCCAGUCUACAAAACCAUCAAAGACGUCACUCAGGGGAAAAACCUUUUCAAUGCUCAGAGUGUGGAAAGAGAUACAGUAGGUAUUGCAGUCUUCAAAACCAUCAAAGAAUCCACAGAGGGGAGAAACCUUUUCAAUGCUCAGAGUGUGGAAAGAGAUUCAUUCAGAAUGGUACUCUUCAAGUGCACCAAAGAACCCACACAGGGGAGAAACCUUUUGAAUGCUCAGAGUGUGGAAAGAGAUUUAGUCAUUGUGACAGUCUUCAAAAGCAUCACAGAACCCACACAGGGGAAAAACCUUUUGAAUGCUCAGAGUGUGGAAAGAGAUUCAAUAGCAGUUCCAAUCUUCGAGGGCAUCAAAGAACCCACACAGGGGAGAAACCUUUUGAGUGCUCACAAUGUGGAAAGAGAUUCAGUCAGAGUACCCAUCUUCAAGUGCACCAAAGAACCCACACAGGGGAGAAACCUUUUGAAUGCUCAGAGUGUGGAAAGAGAUUCAGUCAGAAUUCCAAUCUUCAAAAGCAUCAAAGAACCCACACAGGGGAGAAACCUUUUGAAUGCUCAGAGUGUGGAAAGAGAUUCAUUCGGAAUGCCACUCUUCAAGUGCACCAAAGAACCCACACAGGGGAGAAACCUUUUGAAUGCUCAGAGUGUGGAAAGAGAUUCAGUCAGGAUUCCAAUCUUCAAAAGCAUCAAAGAACCCACACAGGGGAGAAACCUCUUGAAUGCUCAGAGUCAGGGCCCAGCAGAGUGAAAGAAGGCCACAUGCCCCUUUUUGCUUCCAAGCAGACCCAGCUCCAUUCUCACCACCCUAAUAAGGUAAAAGGACUUCCCAAAGGAAAUGGAAAGGCGGAGAGCUUCUGGUGCGGAAAGACACCCCGGCCGGCCCCUCGGGAGGCUGCGAAGUCCACUCGGUCUCCCGCCCUGUGCAGAGGAGGUCUCGCUCUCUUGCACUUUAUCUUGACUGACCGGUUACGGAUCAGCAGGGAGCAGCUGCGGGAAGGUAUUUAUAUGUUUUAUAUGAUCCGGCACAUGGUGCCGCUGAAUCUUCUGGUGCGGAAAGACACCCCGGCCGGCCCCUCGGGAGGCUGCGAAGUCCACUCGUUCCUGGCCGUCCUGCCCGAGGAAAUGCAGCGCUGGGUCAGAGGAUGCGGGCCGGAGACCAGUUCCCAGGCGGUGUCCCUGGCCGAGGGCUUCCUCCUGAGUCGGGCAGAGGACAAGCGGCAGGCAGAGCAGUUUCAGAUGCGGGAACUGUCUGUGAAGAUGGGGGAAGAGCAGAAGGCGCAAGCCCAGGAGCGUUCCCAGGAUGCCGUCUCCCGUGCUCUGAUGAUCGAUGCAGGGGUGAGGAUGGGCAGGGGCAAGAUCUGUCUCCUUGGUCUUUCGCAUUCCUCCUCUUACCUGUAUCCCUUCCUGCAGUUUCAGAUGUGGGGGCCGUCUGUCAAGAUGGGAGUGAAGUUCUCGGAGGAGAAAGGGUGUCCUUUGUUGGAAGAGCAGGAGGCACAGGUUCAGGAGCAUUCCCAAGAUGCCCUCUCACGUGAAGGCACGGAUGUGCGAGAGACUGCAGUGGAGAUGGAUGAAGGGUUGGAGAGUUUCUCAAGAGGAUCUCAACAGAAUAGUUCCUUCCCGAGUGAACUGGCCGCGAGAGAAGAUGUCGAGGAGUCAUUUGGGAAAUUUCAGAAGAGUUCUUUCCCACUGGAAGAAGCCCAGAAUGAAAAGGCCAAAGGAAACUUCAGGAACAGAGAUGGACCACAGAGGCAGGAAGGAAGCCGUACGGUGAAGAGUAUAAUGAAGGCAUGUAAAUGCAGCCACUGUGCAAAGUGCUUCAGAUACAGAUCACAGCUUCUUGUACACCAAAAGAUACACGCAGCACAGAAACUCUAUGAAUGCUCAGAGUGUGGAAAGAGAUUCAGUCAGAGUGGCCAUCUUCAGAACCAUCAAAGAACCCACACAGGGGAGAAACCUUUUGAAUGCUCAGAGUGUGGAAAGAGAUUCAGUCAGAGUGGCACGCUUCAGAACCAUCAAAGAACCCACACAGGGGAGAAACCUUUUGAAUGCUCAGAGUGUGGAAAGAGAUUCAGUCAGAAUGGCACUCUUCAGAACCAUCAAAGAACCCACAUACGGGAGAAAUCUUUUGAAUGCUCAGAGUGUGGAAAGAGAUUCAGUACGAGUGGCAGCCUUCAAAAGCAUCAAAGAAUUCACAGAGGGGAGAAAUCUUUUGAAUGCUCAGAGUGUGGAAAGAGAUGCGGUCAGAGUAGCAAUCUUCAAGAGCAUCAAAGAACCCACACAGGGGAGAAACCUUUCGAAUGCUCAGAGUGUGGAAAGAGAUUCAGUCAGAGUUCUGGUCUUCAAGUGCACCAAAGAACCCACACAGGGGAGAAACCUUUUGAAUGCUCAGAGUGUGGAAAGAGAUUCAUUCGGAGUUCCGGUCUUCAAGUGCACCAAAGAACCCACACAGGGGAGAAACCUUUUGAAUGCUCAGAGUGUGGAAAGAGAUUCAUUCGGAGUUCCGGUCUUCAAGUGCACCAAAGAACCCACACAGGGGAGAAACCUUUUGAAUGCUCAGAGUGUGGAAAGAGAUUCAGUUGGAUUUUCAGUCUUCAACUACACCAAAAAACCCACACAGGCGAGAAACCUUUUGAAUGCUCAGAGUGUGGAAAGAGAUUCAGUCAGACUUCCAGUCUUCAAAAGCAUCAAAGAACCCACACAGGGGAGAAACCUUUUGAAUGUUCAGAGUGUGGAAAGAGAUUCAGUCAGACUUCCAGUCUUCAGAGCCAUCAAAGAACCCACACAGGGGAAAAAUCUUUUGAAUGCUCAGAGUGUGGAAAGAGAUUCAGUACGAGUUCUAAUCUUCAAAGGCAUCAAAGAACCCACACAGGGGAGAAACGUUUUGAAUGCUCAGAGUGUGGGAAGAGAUUCAGACAGAAUUCCAGUCUUCAACUUCACCAAAGAACCCACACGGGAGAGAAACCUUUUGAAUGCUCAGAGUGUGAAAAGAGAUUCCAUAGGAGUAGUGGUCUUAAAAUUCAUCAAAGAACCCACACAGGGGAGAAGCCUUUUGAAUGCUCAGAGUGUGAAAAGAGAUUCAGUAGGAGUAGUGGUCUUAAAAUUCAUCAAAGAACCCACACAGGGGAGAAGCCUUUUGAAUGCUCAGAGUGUGGAAAGAGAUUGAGGCAUAAUUCCAGUCUUCAAAAGCAUCAAAGAACCCACACAGGGGAGAAACCUUUUAAAUGA